ACGUGAUGUAAAUUUAUGUCGGGCAUGCGCGACAUUGCCGAAUAUUUUUCGAGUGAUUUUGAAACGGUGAGAAUUUCUGUGUAAAAAGUGUAACGUAUUGCAUAUUUCUAUUAUUUUUCUAUUUUAAUACAACAAACGUAAAAAUUGAUAGUGCCUGUGCUUCUAGUUGAUUCGUGUAAGGAAGUGUUUUACUUGCAAAGGUCAAAUCUCUAGAUGGGAAUGUCUCCGGAACGUAUUUUUACAUCGGAUUACAAAGGCCGUGCCUUGUUUCGUAUGUGAUCGAGAAGCAAGUUUCCAGAUAAAACAAAUGCGAAAAGAUUCUUAGUGGACAUAUAAAAUGCAGUGGUUGUGUGCUCAGUAGCGGUGGCGCGGUCAGUGUUGUGAUAGCGGGGUUCGGUGCCGGCUAGUUUUGUGCAAUGACAGUUAUUUGGGUGCGGACACUCGGUUACGUGGCUAAGGUGAAAUUUUUGGAUUUGAAUCAAGGAUAAACGACGUUUAACGAUGUCGCACUACCCGCAGCCGGCGUCGCUGGAGGCUGCGCUGCCGCUGCUGAGCCGGCCGGACCUACGGCUGCGGCAGCUGCUGGGUGAACAGCUAGUUGCGCUCGUCCGCCGCGAGCCAGACCUCACUUUUGAUAUCGCGGCGCAGCUGCUCGACGCACUCGUAGCUUGGCUUAAUGGUGGCAACUUUAAGAUUGCACAGAAUGGGCUGGAAGUGAUGACCGCUCUGGCGGAGCGUAUGGGACCAGACUUCUCAAACUUUGUGCCUACAGUCCUACCUCAUAUUAUUGACAGGUUGGCGGAUACGAAAGAGUGCGUGCGUACCGCUGCCCGUACGUGCGUGGCGGCGUUAGGUACGAGCCGCGCGGCCGCUCCUCGCACUUUGCUGGCUCGUCUCACCCCCGCACUUCAGCACAAGGCUGCUCACACCAGGGAAGAGACACUCCGGUGCAUUGGGUCACUGCUUGAAGCACAUGGGGCGGCGGAUCUCCAGCUGAGGACCGCAGUGCCAACAUUGGCGGCGCUGGUGGGUGAUCCCAACAGUGCUGUCCGUGAUGCCGCCAUGCAGCUGCUCGUCGACGUCUACAGACACGUCGGUGAAAAAUUACGUUAUGAUUUGAAGAAGAAAGAAUUGGUGCCAGCGCAGAAGAUGGCACUGCUGGAACAGAAGUUUGACGAGGCAAAGGAAGCCGGGUUACUGCUGUCCACAGCCGUGGAUGAGACUGAUUUCGUGUCUCGUAGUGUGAAACGUACUAUGACAAUACCGACGUCAGCGCGACGUGAAGAUUGCUCGCCCGCGUCCACUCCAGCGUGCGAGCCUCCGAAGAGGACGGUGGCGGGACUCUACAGCCAGCCCUCCUCUAACAGGAAACCUCCUCCGCCUGCCAAGUUGCAGACUGCUGGAGCUGGGUCCAGCAGUGCUGGUGCAGGCGGUGGUGAGGCCGGCGCUGUGUCGAGUGAGGCAUUCGAGGCAGCAUUCGCAGCCACAGCUCCCGCUGCUAUUUAUGGUGCCCGAGGACUUGACGAUCUCUUCAGGCAUGCGGCCGCGUUGCUAGGCGACCGCGCCGCAGACUGGGAACGGCGCGUUGAUGCGUUGAAGAAGAUCCGUUCACUCCUGACUGCGAACGCGCACGUGCAGUACCCGGUGGAAUUCUCGGCUCAUCUCAAGGAGCUGGCGGUGCCUUUCCUGGUCGUCAUCAAAGAUCUCAGGAGCCAGGUUGUAAGAGAGGCGUGUAUAACAAUAGCUCAUAUGGCUAAAGUAUUGAAAAACAAAUUGGAUCAGUUCAGUCUGUAUAUAAUGCAAGAAGUUAUCAAUCUUAUACAAAAUGCAGCUAAGGUGAUGUCGUCUGCGGGUACGAUCUGCCUGCGUUACGUGGUGGUGUACGUACACUCUCCUCGUCUGCUGCCACCACUCGCCACCAACCUCACCACGCACAAGUCAAAGGAGAUACGAUCCACUCUCUGUGAGUUGUUAGUUGUCCUGUUGGAGCAUUGGUCGACCAGCUGUAUAGAGAAGCAGCAGCAGGUGUUGCGCGACGCCAUACGACGCGCCUGCGCAGACGCAGACAGCACCGCGCGCAGUCACGGACGCAGGGCAUACUGGGCUUACAAACGUCACUUCCCUGAGGACGCUGAGCAGCUGUUCACACAGAUGGACCCUGGAGCACAGAAACAGAUCGACAGAGAGAGGGUCGGCAGUGUUGAUAGUCUGCAUCACGUCGGAACUGAAAGGAGAGCUCUCAUCAGUCCCAAGAGUCCAUCUGCGAGUGUUUCGGAACGUUCCCCGGGUGCGGGUAUGGGCGGGGCGGCGCGCAGCGUGUCCGCACUGGACUCUGCGGCCGCGCAGCGAGCACGCGCACGCGCACUCUACUCGCACAUGAGCCGCGCCAAGGUCACCGCCGGCACUGCCUCUCUGCCCCGUGCUAAAAGAUCUCCAGUGAGUGCUGCUGUACCACCCAGCCCUGAGCGUACUGCGACCCGCUCGCGCUCCAGACCUGGUGUGUCACAGUCACAACCGACAUCUCGUUCGUCGUCACCAUCAUCACGCAGCGGACCUCUGUCACUGUCAACACGGCGUCGACCUUCCGGUAUACCGCGCUCCCUCGCCGGCUCCAGGGAGACCAGCCCCACCAGGAAUGGUCGGUCGAGCAGUGCUAUCGGUGGUGUGCGGCGCCGCGAGUCUGUGGAGCGAGCAACACGCGCACCUGCAGCAACACUCCGCCUGCUGCAACAGUCCCGGGACGCGGAGGCCUCACUUAGAAGUCCUGAGGAUAGUUCGAUGUGUGAUGACAGACGACGUGACGACGACUCUGAAGCAUCCAGCGUCUGCUCUGAGAGGAGUCUAGACUCUUACAGGAGACAUGAUAGUUCUUCGUGGUCGUGUCAGGGAUGGGAGAGUUCUCCGCCGCCGCCGCCACCUCCCGACGAGAUCAUCGCACUGUGCGCCUGCACACAUUGGACAGAGCGCAAGAACGGACUCACACAUCUCGCUAAUUACUUGAACAGCGGACGUCUGUUAACGGAAGACCAGUUGCGUCGUCUCACAGAGCUGCUGAACAAGAUGUUUGUGGACGCACACACCAAGAUGUUCACUUUGUUGUUGGAUGCUGUAUGCGAGCUGUUGUUGGUGCACUGUGCUCAGCUCAAGGACUGGCUGUAUCAACUCAUGUUCAGACUGCUGAUGAAGCUGGGUACAGACAUCCUGGGCUCCAUGCAGACCAAGAUCAUGAAGACAUUGGACGUAAUACACGAGUACUUCCCCGCAGAGCUGCAGUUGCACAAUAUUUUCAGGUUCCUAGCAGAUGGUGCGACUACACCUACAGCUAAGACGAAGGUUGCAGCGCUAAGGUUCCUGACUGAUCUCGCCCACGAAUAUUGCACCCCUAGCAGCCUUGCACUAGCGCUUAAUGGUGGCGCUAGUGGUGCUGCAGGACGAGCACUCUGCAAGGUGGCGGCACUAGCGAGUGACCCGCGCGCACCAGAAGUACGCACCGGAGCCCGACGUGCACUCGCCGCCCUCUACGACUGCAACCCCGUGCCUUUCACAGCGCUAAUGAGCGAGUUGCCAGCAGAGACGCAAGCUCUCGUCAACAGUGUGGUCCAGCAGCAUGUCCGGAGAACCUCUAGCACCGGCAGCGAGAGUCCUCUGCGCGCAGUUAGCAACAACACGGCGGGCGGCGAGGACGUGUACUCGCGCAUACGCAAGACCACAUCUGAAAUACAUUCGUACACAGCACAGCACGCUAAUGCGGAAUGCGGCAAUCAUAUGUCGAGCAAGGACUCUGGCAUCAGCCAGAUGUCUGGUGCCACGCUCUCCAAUAAGGGAACCAACGGCACCAACGGCGCUAAUGGUGUGCCAAACGGACAUUACAGCGCUAACGAGACGAUAGCGCGCGCUGCGUCCGCCGACAGCUCGGAGGAGACAGGCAGCACCAAGGAGUCCUCGCCGGUGCCGCAUGCCCACCAUCUCGCACAUCACGGAGAUUUGGCUCGCGACAAGAUAAAACCUUAUGAAACAGACGAGAACGGAUAUAUUAUUACAAAAUGUGGUCUAAGAGAGCCGGAGGUGCUGGAGGCGCUGUGCGGGCUGGACGCGGCGCAGGCUCAGCCCGAGCAGCUGGAGCGACUGCUGCUGGCCACGCACGAGCUGCUCAAGUACGGCGACUGCCGCAAGCCCUGCGAGUACUUCAAGAACAUAGUGCGUGUGGCGCUUGCCGCGCUGUCUGUAGAGGAGGGUUCCGCUGACAAGGAGAACUCAGAUGGCGCCACCAACGCGGCCAACGCCAGUAACACUAACGCACAACAAUCUGGUUGGGGCAGUGCUGGAGAGCGCGCGGCGGCGGAGGCAGUACGUGUACUGGUGUGGUUGUGCAGACGCGAGCAGACGAGGGCGCUUUGGCUAGACUACUUCGACCUCAUCCUCCUCAAACUGAUCAACGCGUACGCUCUCAGCAAGGAGGUGAUGCGUGCCGUUGAUGCAGGCAUGCCGCACAUCGCUAACGCACUGCCAGCACAUCAGGUGUUCGCGUUGCUGAAGCCAGUGAUACGAACACGAGGCUAUCCGACAUCACUGUGCGCUCUCAAACUGGCCACGGAGGUGGCGAAGGCGCGCGGAUCUGAACUCACAGAUGAUAUCGUCUCUCAACUCAUGGAAGGAGUUGGACAGUUGGCGGACCAUCAGAACUCAGCGGUGCGCAAGGCUGCAGUAUUCUGUAUGGUGGCGUUCACAUUCGCGCUGGGUGAGGAGCGCAUGCAGCCUCAUCUCAAACAUCUCUCUGUCAGCAAGUUCCGACUGCUGCAGGUGUACAUUGGUAAACAACGCGAGGACGCGGCGCGCAGCAGUUCCGGCUCGUAGCGACGGCAGCGAGCGCGGUUCACGUGUCGCGCCACGCAGACUGACGCGUAGCACGCGCACGCCUCACACGCACCUCACACGCACCUCACACGUACCUCACACAUGUGUAUACGCGCACCUCAUACGUGUGCGUAUGCGUACGUUGGACGUGUAUCUACGUGCGUAGUUAGGUGCCGCCUCUUUAUAGCUAGAUACAGUAUCUAAUUUGCGAUAAAUCAUGAUAAAUGUUUCACAGCGCUCUAAUUAUGAUUUAAAUUUAACUGAAUCAUUAAUUAAAAAUGACUAACAACGAACGAGACUAGUGCUGCUUCAGCUAUAACGAUAAAUUGAACCGGUUAUAACCGGUUAUAACAGAAUGAAACCGGUUGUAACUGUGACGUCACAUAUCGCCAUCUCACGCCAGGCUUUCUUCAUUUAAAAUGUAAAUUUCUUCGUUUUUUUUUGUAUCGAAACUAAGCAUUUAUCUAACGAGAUAUUAAAUUUAAUAUUAAAUUAAU
Papilio machaon (common yellow swallowtail) is the source of this 5351-nucleotide messenger RNA. RefSeq names its product CLIP-associating protein (gene chb). Gene Ontology annotation, molecular function: microtubule binding. The record is from RefSeq and is a predicted model, not a curated record. Gene Ontology annotation, biological process: microtubule cytoskeleton organization. Gene Ontology annotation, cellular component: cytoplasmic microtubule. Bases 502 to 4854 code for a protein of 1450 amino acids. The transcript has 37 exons. Lineage: Eukaryota; Metazoa; Arthropoda; Insecta; Lepidoptera; Papilionidae.